AGAUGAAAAAACUGCAAAACAAACUCCUGCAGAGAGAUCUUGAAACGAUGAUGACGAAGAAGGGAAUUUGGGGAAUAGCGAGGAGGGCUCUCCUUCUUGCAAGACAAGCAUCAGAAGCAGACAACUCCUCAUCUCGACGCUUCUUCUUCUCUCCUUCCCUUUACCAGCUGACUAAUGGCGCUCCUUUUGCUGCUGCUGCUGCUUCCAAUCCACUCCGCCAAUCCCCUCUCUCGCCUUUCAAUUCCAACAUAUGUGGCUCUUUUGGAGGGCAGAAGAGAAGCAUGUUUAUUCAGACCCAGUCGACGCCUAAUCCUGCAUCUCUCAUGUUCUAUCCUGGAAAACCUGUUAUGGACGUUGGAAGUGCCGACUUCCCGAAUGCUCGUGCAGCAAUGGGUUCACCGCUAGCCAAAUCACUCUAUGCCAUUGAUGGAAUAACUCGAGUAUUCUUUGGAUCAGAUUUUAUAACAGUAACGAAGUCUGAUGAAGCAUCAUGGGAUUUUCUGAAACCUGAAAUAUUUGCAGCCAUCAUGGACUUCUAUUCAUCCGGGAAACCACUGUUUCUGGAUUCGAAUGUUGCUGCUUCUAUGGACACCGCCAUUCAUGAGGAUGACUCAGAAAUUGUGGCCAUGAUCAAAGAAUUGUUGGAGACUCGUAUACGGCCGGCAGUUCAAGAUGAUGGUGGAGACAUUGAAUACCGGGGAUUUGAUCCAGAAACUGGAAUAGUCAAGCUAAGAAUGCAAGGAGCCUGUAGCGGCUGCCCGAGCUCAUCUGUCACUUUGAAAUCUGGCAUUGAAAACAUGCUCAUGCAUUAUGUAUCUGAGAAUAUCCUGGAUCAUACUCAUGUCUGCAUCCACCACAUGUGGCAUUCAGGUUAAAGGCGUGGAGCAGGAAUUAGAUGAUGAAGAUGAGGAUGUGAUACUCACCAGCCAGAUGGAUUGAACACAAAUAAAAAGAAAGGGUCUCUCUUUAACUUAAUCAUGCUCCAGGUAUUAAUCCAUCCCUCUUGGAAUUCCAAUCUCGUGCUUUUAGCGAAUGGCGGCUGUAAAUCUUGUGUCCUGGAUCACUGAGCGUCCAGAUUUUUUAUGGCUUCAUAUAAUGGGUUGCUGAGUGUAUGAUCAUACAUCCCUUUGCCCGAAGCUUUUUUAGUGUAUAAAUAACAAAGAGAGCCUUAAUGGCUCUGCCCUUGGUGUAAAAUAACAUUUUCCCAGCACACAUCUAGAGGAAUCAUAACCACUGAUAUGGUGGGACACCAUCUGAAGUUGCUAUA
This is a messenger RNA of Magnolia sinica, 1267 nucleotides long. Its product is annotated as nifU-like protein 4, mitochondrial. The transcript has 7 exons. The record is from RefSeq and is a predicted model, not a curated record. Gene Ontology annotation, biological process: iron-sulfur cluster assembly. NCBI's taxonomy places the organism in Eukaryota, Viridiplantae, Streptophyta, Magnoliopsida, Magnoliales, Magnoliaceae. Bases 3 to 875 code for a protein of 290 amino acids. Gene Ontology annotation, cellular component: mitochondrion. Gene Ontology annotation, molecular function: iron ion binding; iron-sulfur cluster binding.